AUGGAUGAAGUAGAACAGCUAAAAAAAGAAGCAGAAGAAAACAAUUCUUUAAACAGUAAACUAAAAGAGGAGUUGAAAGAAAAUAUGUCUCGUAUUAAAGAUUUGGAAACUGAACUUGAAGAAGCCGAUGGAAUAAUUGAUAAACAGAGAGAUUUAGUGUUUAAUUUUACUAAAAGUUUAGUAAUAAAAGAAAGAGAAUUUGACAAAUUAAGCGAAUCAUAUGAUGAAGAACAUGAAAAAUUGAGAAAAGAAACUAAAAAAAAUACAGUCAAAGAUGAAAAAAUAAAAGAAUUAGAAUGA
Messenger RNA from Funneliformis geosporum, 300 nucleotides. The record is from the annotation of a GenBank genome assembly. Lineage: Eukaryota; Fungi; Glomeromycota; Glomeromycetes; Glomerales; Glomeraceae.